CGUGGUUUCGCGCUGACGUCUGAAUUAAAACAGACGCCCGAAAAGGGGACAAUUAUAACACGAUUUCAAAGGACACAAUGGAAUAGUGUUUAAACUCUAGUGUUCAAACAAAGAACUUUCUUCCCUUCCAGCGUGGUUCACAAAAAUACGUUUCACGUGGAUUGUUCUGUAAAGGCUGGUUUCUAGGAGCUAUUUCUGGUCUACGACAUAUACUAGCAUUUGUAUGCCCCAUUUUUACUCACCAACCAGCCUCUACAAAGCGACCACAAACAGUUUAGAGAUGUAAAUAAGCAGCUACAACAAGACAAAUCGAUGUUUAAUAGUAAACACUUAGUGCACAAAGACUGACGCAGCUUGAAAUGACCCAGCCGAGCUGAAACAAGCGCUAUGGUCGCUUCUAACGAGCUCACGCCAACAUGGCCGACGAGGAAAAACUGCCGAUACCCCCAACUUUUCUCGAAAAGCUACUCUUCUACACAACAGCCACCUUCGUACUUCUCGCGACCUUCAGUCUGUUCGCGUUCCUCUUCUUAGUGCCCUUCGUAAUCGAGCCAGCUUUCACUACAAUAUUCAUGCAGUUCGAUCCUGUCGCAGCAUUAUGCGUCACCACACAAGUCAAACAUCUACUCGGAGUCAGUAACUGCUCGUGGGCCUCUUGCAGAGAAGGGUGUACCAAGGACUUGUUCGAGUGCACCCAAAUAAGAGUCAACUACAAACUCGGCUACGCACCUAACAUAUCUGCCACCGAAUACGAAGCACUCAUCAGAGCUGAAAGAUCCUUGAGGAAUUACGAUUACGAAAACUACGAAUCGCCAUUAGAAAAGAACUAUCCAGAAAUGGAGGAACAAGAACUGCCCGAGCCGAUCCCUACAGGGUUGCAGGGGAAUGACUCAGAGUGGUAUUUCACUGGAGCUAGAUUAUUCCCCAACGUAAAAGGGUGCGGUUACCCACCUAUACUUAAUUGCACAAUUUUCUACGGGAAAUACAAGCCCAUCGGCAAUAAUUAUAGCUGUUACUACAGCCGAGUAGACCCCGGUUUAGUCAUCACAGAGUUAGAUAUGUGGCAGAACACGCUAAAUUUAGUUUACGCGAUGGCGAUCCCCAUACCGUCAUUCUUUAUUUCGGUUAUAUAUUUGACGUUCGCGUAUUUUAAGAUUUAUAAUCAGGAGGAGGAAUCGGAGCAGGCUCCGUUGCAGAGCGAUGCGGAGGCGAUGGCGACAGGGGAUGACGGGAAACCGACAACCCCUGGGUCUGACACAUUUAGGGAAGACCUGGCGUGUUUCGGUCACCAACUGAAAAUGCAGCUGGCUAACGAAAAGCCUAAAGAAGGCUUUGAGUCUAACAGCCCUGCAAUUUCAAACUCUGCGUCAUUGUCUGGGACCAAGUCAUCUUUCGUGAACGCCUAAUGAAAAAGUCAUACACAGAGAUGACAGGGCUCCUGAAGAGGCAUUGGAUACAAAGUGCACCACGAAAUGAGGUGAAUAAAAUGAACAUUAAUUCUGAGAAGUUUUCGCUCGAUGUCACAGAAGCUUUUUGCUUUAAAAAUGGUCGUGAAAAAUUACUUAGAAAAGAUAAUUGCAAAAAAAAAAAAGAUUUUUAUAAAGCGUUGUGAAAAAAAUGAUAGGAAAGAAUUUUCGUGACAACAAAAACAUUUAAAUAUGUAUUAUAAUUGUAUAAUUUCAAAAAUUGGGUGAUGAAUAAAAUUUAUAUUGCUAUAAAAUAUGUGUCUUUGCUAUCUUAACAUUGUGAUUAUUGCCUAUAUAAUUAUUACUUAGAAACAAGCUCUUUACGUCAUAAUUUGUUAGGUAUGUGGCUGUAUCUUCACAAAAAUUCUGUCAUAUUAUUAUGAAUAAGCAAUUUAACUUUAUACUAACGCCUUAUAUAAUAUAAACCAUAAAUAUAUAUGUACU
Messenger RNA from Maniola jurtina (meadow brown), 1910 nucleotides. RefSeq names its product protein tipE (gene tipE). The record is from RefSeq and is a predicted model, not a curated record. Gene Ontology annotation, biological process: regulation of sodium ion transport. The transcript has 4 exons. NCBI's taxonomy places the organism in Eukaryota, Metazoa, Arthropoda, Insecta, Lepidoptera, Nymphalidae. Gene Ontology annotation, molecular function: sodium channel regulator activity. The coding region runs from base 417 to 1406 and encodes 329 amino acids.